Messenger RNA from Homarus americanus (American lobster), 1509 nucleotides. RefSeq lists its product as uncharacterized. Bases 28 to 1080 code for a protein of 350 amino acids. The record is from RefSeq and is a predicted model, not a curated record. Lineage: Eukaryota; Metazoa; Arthropoda; Malacostraca; Decapoda; Nephropidae. The transcript is spliced from 7 exons.
AGUCUGACACGCGCUUGUUAAGGCAGGAUGGUGGUGGUGUGGAGGGCGGCCCUGAGUGUGUGGGUGUUGGUGCUGAUCCACGUUGUCUGCGGCCAGGAAGCCUUCUACCAGAACUACGCUUAUACCAAGGUGAUGGGAGAGUGUCUGGGAGAGAGAGUGUACCAGGACUACCUACAGAGGGUGGCAGUAGCGAGGAGAGAGUGUAAUACCCAAACCACGACACACAAUAGGCCUCCUGGAUCGUCUCGGCUCACGCCCUUCGCCUUCAACUUCCCUCAGGGAGGGACGGUGCAGCAGCCUGGAGUAUUUUCCCAACCACCUGGAGUAUUUUCCCAACCACCUGGAGUAUUUCACCAACAACCGGUAUUUUCCCAGCCAUCUGGGGUAUUUUCACAACGGCCUGGGGUAUUUUCCCAACCACCUGGGGUAUUUGCUCAGCAACCUGGGGUAUUUUCCCGUCAGCCGGGAGUAUUUUCACAGCAACCUGGAGUAUUCUCCCAACCGCCAGCACUGCAGGGUGAGGGCGGCUCCCCCCAGCAGGUGCUCCACCCAGGGUCCUUCAUACCCUCAAGACAAGGCCUCCCCUUCGGCCCCCGCCUCCCUAACUUCCGCCAAAAGCGGGCCCUGGUGCUGGGGAGGUCAGAGAUACAAGACGCCAUGAAGAAGGUGUUGGCGUUGGUGGGUAACUUCACCUGUGUUCUCACCAGACUGGGAGUGGUUAACAAGGAGCUGGAUAUUAACUUUGAGGGAUUGGCAACCAACGUGUUCAACCAACCUGUUGCUGUCCCCUUGAAAAAUGACCUGAUCUCUGCUAUUGAGUACUGUAGGGAUAUGGCGCUAUGUUUACCCCUUGAGAAGCAACAGUCAGCCGUCCCGCACCAGCUACAGCGUCUCAAGGCCUUCAUCAAGUGUGAGAAGGAGGAGCGACUGUCUGCCUGCCUCAAACACGACCUCAGGAAGAACGUACACCGAGUCGACCUCAGCCUCUUGCCUAAUAAUGGAGGGAGAACGGAUGACUUGGAGACAUUGUUCAGUUUGUUAGUUGGCGCCGAGUCUGCCAAUGAAUUAGAAUUGAUCUAGAAAGAGAAAGACAGAGAAAACGAGAGGAUUAGAAAAAGGAAUUUGUGUACGUUGAGUCUAACUAUUAACAGUGCGUAACAGAGACGUGACCGAUCGCCCAAGCGGCUAACGACCCGAUCAGUGAUGAAGAGGAUAAAAGUAAAUGCUCGUUCUCUGAGCUGACUGGAGACUAUAAACUAUUAACUGGUCUAAACUAUCUCUUAUAUACAAAAAGCUGUCUAACUAACAGGAACUGGUCUAAGCUGGUCCCCACACCGGGGAUCGUUAUAACAUCUGAAUUCUCUAUAAAACUACUUCGUUACAGAAUAUCUAAGUUACCCCGACACGUUUUCUGUAAUACACUCAUUUUCAUCUUUUCUUAGAUGGAUAGAUAAAUAGAUAGAUAGAUAUAUAGAUAGAUAGAUAGAUAGAUAGAUAGAUAGAUAGAUA